Molecule: messenger RNA, 3106 nt
Organism: Chaetomium fimeti
Lineage: Eukaryota; Fungi; Ascomycota; Sordariomycetes; Sordariales; Chaetomiaceae
Exons: 7
Coding region: 305-3106 (933 amino acids)
Source: RefSeq, a predicted model, not a curated record
GCACACAUGACUAACGGUGCUUGGACAACAAGACUGAAGAUGGACUUGAGCUCCAACCCAAGGAGCUGUAGGGACGGAUACAACGACCAACUUCCGGUCCGAGACCGUACGUACUGUGUAGAGAGUUCCGGCUUCCAUUGGUGUAACUAGCGAUUGGACUUGGUUGUGUCGGGCUGCUUCCAGCUGAAUCUGGGUCUGAUAUUCGCAUCCCCGCCUUCACCACUUUUCUUUUCUGCGAUACCGCCACUCCUCGGAUCGUCCCUCUCCUUUCUAACCUACGCUGGGCCGGACAUGAUGGGACACGAUGGCAGGGUACUUUAAACGUAUUGGACAGAAAAUCAAAUCCUUGGGCGGCCACAAAGGGACAGCCGAGUCUGCGAGUGAAGCACCGUUGCACCCCGUGUCAGAAACGGAGACAACCCCCCUACCACCAACCGAGGACAAUACUGAAACCGACACGUCACCGUUACCGGACGAGAAUCUGGGCACGAAGGAUGCCGCAGUUCCGCUCCUGUUCCCGUCGAACGAUCGCCAGGAUCUUUGGCGGGAGGCAUUUCUCAAACUUGACGAUGCCGAACGAGCAGUCCUGGAUUUCGCUCCUGCUAUUGAUGAUGACGGUAAUGCAGAUGAAAGCGAUGAUGGAAGUCCCGCAAAGCAAGAGGACAUGGCGUCCGCAAUCAAGGAAAUACUCGGAACUGCGAACGCCCUGAAAGAGAAGGAUGAAGAGAAGCAGUACACCGCCAAACUCAACAAGGUAAUCGACGGCACGACGAAAGUCAAGUCCUUGAUCGACGCCGGACUAGCCUUUGACCCGACCAAGUACGGCGCCCUCGCCUGGGCCAUUCUCUCAUUCGGGCUGCACAUGGCUAUCAACGCUAGAGAGAUCCGCGACUUCAUGUUCGAUGCCUGCGACGACAUAGUCAAUAUCGUUGCUAGAUAUAGCAUCUACAAGAUUCAGUACCGUAGCAGCGCCCACCCGUCCGGCACGACCGAGGCGUUGCAGAAGUUUGAAGAGGGGGUUACGGAUGUUUACACCUCCAUUCUCCAGUUUCUGGCCGAGAUGAAAGGAUAUCUGAAUCAGAAUUGGCUGGAACAUGGGGCUGCUGCCAUAUUCCCCAAGGCCGAGCGAAGUUUGUCCAAGACCAAGCAGAGCAUCAUCACACAAGACUUGGCAGUUCAAUACUGGCUCCCGAUACUCGAGCAUGAAAGCAUUCAGAGCCAAUUCCAAACCGUUCUCAAGAAUCUUAAUGCGUUGGUCAAGCCCACUUAUGCUAACCCGAUAACUGAGUACAGUUUCCUCGUCGACCAGGAGAGGGCGGCCGUCUUGCGUUGGCUGCCUGAUGGCAACAUGGACCGCAUCCAUACCCAGAUUCGGUCCAGGGCAGAAGUCGACUUUUCCGAAAAUUACCAACCCGGCGUCUGGCUCUUGAAGCACAUCGACUUCCAGAUAUGGGCCGACGCUCAAUCCUCCUGCGGGCUCUGGUUGUACGGCGACAUGGGAACCGGCAAGACCGUGUUGACGUCAACCGUCAUCAAGCACCUUGAGCAACUGUACACGGGUUCCUCGCAAGGAGCUCUCGCCUACUUUUACUGCUCUGCCGCCGAGUCCACCCGCACCGAUCCGCUGGACAUCCUCCAGGAAAUCCUGCGCCAGCUUGCCUCCACCAAACCUGGCUUGGACAUUUUUCGAAACUGGCAGCAGGACAAGAAGCCAUCGGCUCUGACGAGAGACGCCGUGCUCCGGCUAAUCUUGCAGAUGAUUGACCUCAACGCUCACCGCCAGACGACUAUCGUGAUAGACGCACUGGACGAGAUCGACAGGGACGGCAUGGGGUUGACCUCGAUCGCGGACGCGCUGCACUACUUGUUGGAAGCAGCUGAUGGCGUCGUCAAGAUAUUCGUCUCCAGCCGACCGCAGAGCCGUAUCCGCGAUCAAUUACAAUCUUGGACCGGAAUCCCCGUCGACCCCGAAUCAACACGAAGCGGCAUGGAGACUUAUAUUGAGCUCGAGGUGGACCGGCUCCUGAGACACAAGCAUCGAUUGGUGGACCUCAAGCCCAAGGUGAAGGAGACGCUAAAACAACGAGCUGGUGGAAUGUUUCGCUAUGUCCAGAUGUCUACGGAAUGGAUCUGCCGCGGUGAGAGUCCGCUCGAGAUCAAGCAAGCCAUCGCCGAGCUCCCUUCCGAACUCAGUGGGAUCUACCGCGACCUCUUCGGGCGGAUACAGAACCGGCGCAAGUUGCACCAAGACUACGCGCGCCUCGCCAUCUCGUGGAUCCUCGGCAUGAGACUCGUCCUCCGCGCGGACGACCUACUCCGGGCUGUCAUUGCGGGAAUGGAUGAUGUUGAUGACGAAGGAAUUCUCGAGACUAGCAUCGACGAUAUCCUCACGGCCUGCGAGGGGAUCGUGACGUAUAACAAGGCCAGAGACGUCCUCGAAUUAGGCCACGUUUCUGUUAUCGAGUUUAUCCAGAAAGACAAGCAAGAUCUGUAUGAUCAACGCCAGGUGCAUACCCGGAUCGGCACUACCUGUGUCAGGGUCCUCGAGGGGAUGCACCGGGUGUACCACACAUCCGACACAUGCCCACCAGAAUCCCACGACAGCGGCCACGACGACGACGACUCGCAGCUGCUGCGGAAGCGCAUGGAAUUCAUCGGCCACUGGGCGUGUCUCUCUUGUCUCACCAUCAGUGACAUACCCCAAGGCGGCCGCAAUACGAGCACCUUUAUCCAAUACGCCAACUUCAUGUGGGCGUACCAUUGCGGCGCGUCCGGCUCGCUCAUCCGCGCGGCAUCCCUCUUGGAGCCUACUCUGACAACUCUCCGCAAGGGGCCGGACGGCGACAUGCGGGGCGCUCUCGACCAGAUCGAGGCUCAUCACUUUCUGUAUACGCCGUGUCAAGACAGUCCGUACUACCGAGCACUGCGUUGGAUAAAGCAGUUUGCAAACGCGAUCCACGGUUCUAGUGGCAUGCCUGUUAGGUUACUGGUGACGAGGGAUCCCGGCCCAGGCAGCAAACAGAAAGAGGAGCUGGUGCAGGGCCCACCGUUUGCUGUUUUUAUGGAGACUAUGGAGAGACUGUUCGAAUCCGUAAGGGAUGCCUAA